Messenger RNA from Lodderomyces beijingensis, 621 nucleotides. Lineage: Eukaryota; Fungi; Ascomycota; Pichiomycetes; Serinales; Debaryomycetaceae. The record is from the annotation of a GenBank genome assembly.
AUGUUCACAACGCAGCCCAUUUGGGAGAACUUGAUCAGUGGUAUCAGCACUUAUCCAUACUACUACAUCAACAUUCUGGUGUCGUUAGCCUCACUACUAUUCAACUUGUGCAGCUUCAACUUGGUGGUGCUAAUAGUGUGGAACGUCGUCAUCACCACCGCCACUAUAAUUCCGCAGCCUCACGCACAACUGGGCAUCGUCUUGGUUAUAUCCAUCUUGUUAUCCCACUUCACCUCAGGCCAACCUCAAGUGCGCGACUUGUCCGAGAAAAGACAAACCGCCAACAUCAACUUGAAGUCGCUUGCAAUCAGACUCAUGCAAUAUUACCAGUACAGCCUCGUGGUCAUCUCCGUGUGGCUCGUCGUUGUAGGCACAAACACCACCAUCAACAUCCAAGACCUCAACAGCGCCAGAACCAGCCACGCUGAAUUUCUCAGCGAGUUGCUAUUGAACCAUAACCGCAGCCAGGAGAAUGUGAGCCGGUGUUUGGCACUCGUGGAAAUCAUUGUUGUCAACUGUUGCAGUGUGUUGAAUGUGUUUGCGUUUGUCUUGAUACCAGUUGUGUUAAACUGUGCCUAUGCCAGGAGAUUAGGCCCAAGUGGCUUGAAUUUCACUCUGUGA